CUGAAUAUACUUCCGUGUAACUGUACCUAAAUAAAGUUACUUACUAGUGACGUACUAACUUAGGUCCUCACAACCUCUACACCCAACAACAGUGAACAACAAAAGCAGCAGCAGCGGAAAUUUCGACAAACAUAAUGGAGCAAGCAGGACAGCAGCAGCAGCAACAACAGCAACAGCAGCAACAGGUACACUUCGACUUUAUGGUGUUCUGCUAAUGCAUCAGUUUUCAAUUACCCAUUCUUCAUCUAUUCAGACUUCAUCUUUUCACCACUCACUAUAAGUUAAGGAUGAAAGUAUUUAAAGCAAAGUGGUGGGGGUGGGGUGGUGCAGGAAGCCAGAUCUCACGAAACUGCUGGUUCCCACUGUCUGACUUCUUGAUGCAGCUGGAGGACUACAACCCAACGAUUCCAGAUGCUGUGACAGCUUACUACUUGAAUUGUUCUGGUUUUGAAGCUGCUGAUGGUAGACUUGUUCGUUUGAUUUCACUGGCAGCUCAAAAAUUUAUCUCUGAUAUAACUAAUGAUGCUUUGCAACACUGCAAGAUGCGAGGCUCCCAGCAGUCGAGCAGCAAGACCAAAGGUAAAGACAAGCGAUUCACACUCACUAUGGAAGAUCUCACACCUGUUCUUGCAGAGUAUGGCAUCACUGUCAAGAAACCUCACUACUACAUUUAGUAGAGGAAAUUAAAAAUCUGUUUUACUUCUAACUUUAUUCCAAUCAUAUUGAUAAUGUCUUCAUGUAUUAUGAAUAAAAUGUGAAAUAAAUACUA
Molecule: messenger RNA, 769 nt
Organism: Cherax quadricarinatus
Lineage: Eukaryota; Metazoa; Arthropoda; Malacostraca; Decapoda; Parastacidae
Source: RefSeq, a predicted model, not a curated record